Messenger RNA from Physeter macrocephalus (sperm whale), 1266 nucleotides. RefSeq lists its product as uncharacterized. The record is from RefSeq and is a predicted model, not a curated record. The transcript has 7 exons. Lineage: Eukaryota; Metazoa; Chordata; Mammalia; Artiodactyla; Physeteridae. Bases 1 to 1014 code for a protein of 337 amino acids.
AUGUCUCCUCCCCCGACCCAUGGCACCAGCACCCUAGGCUUGGUGGCCGAUCCCUAUGGACCGCCGGGCCCCAACACCCCCCAUGAGGCCAACGUGGUUGCCCCAGGGACAGGGUCGUGGCAGCUGGUGGACGGGGAGCUGGAGAGAGGCUUGCCCCAGGGCCUGGGCGGUGGAGGUGUAGCUGGCAGCCGUGGGCAGGUGAAGACAGCGCUCUGCCGGGCCAGUUCAUUUAGUAGCAGGUACAGGGGCGGCUCUGGCCCAGGCCUCCUGAGGCCUGAGCCGGAGCCUCGAGGGCCGGAGAACGGGCAAGAAGGCAGACGCAGCCGGGGCGCAGGCAGGGUGAGGAGCUGGAGCCUGGCGGCGCGCGGGCGGCUCGCCGGCCUCCGAGCCCGCGGCCGAGGCGGGCCUCUGCGGGCGGUGACGCGGCAGGGAUCGGUCCGCGCUCAGACCGGAGACGAGGCCGCGUCUCCAGUGGGUGUGGACGCGCUUGCCAGCCGCGGAGGCCGGGCGCCUGGAUGUGGACAGAGAGACGUGACACGGUCCGGCGUGACGGCGAGGAGAGACGGGACGCCGUCCGGCCUCCCUGAACAUUCUCGGCUGGCCCCGCGGGGGAGCUGGAACACCCAGCAUCUCUGUUCCUUUACUUUCCUGAAGGAGCCAAUACACUACUGCUGCUCUCUGGACCCCCAGAACCCUCAAGAUGACAAGGUUGAGCUAAAGGAACGGACGACCCACACCCCCGGAAGAGCAGCACGCGGCGCCACCCACCCCCGCCCGGCGACUCCAUCCUUGCGGCUACGCCCUGCCGCGGCCCAGAGACCACCACCAGCCUCCCUCCCUCCUUUUCAUCCUUUUCUCUGUCUUUUUCCUUCUCUCCUCUCCUCUGUCCUUUGCUCAGAAGACUCAGAGCGUCCAGAGCCCUGUCUCCCCGUCCCUCCUGAACUAAUUUGCACUAAGUCGUUUGCACUGGUUUGGGGUUCUGGAACAAGCCUGGGUCUCUCAGCGAGUGAGUGAGUGAGCUGCUGAGUGGCCGGGCCUCCUCGGCCUGCGCCCCCCCCCAGCGCCCACCUCUCAUCCAUCUCUGUCUGGGGGCGACUGGGGGGGGCCCGAGUGCGUGGGGCCCCGCCCUCCCCUCGCCUAGUCUGGACGCUCCUAACAUCGAGAGCAAACCUCGAAGCAUUCCAUUGCGUGUCUGUCUCGCUUGGUGUCCCUCCCUGCCAGGGCCUCCCCAGAAGCCCUGGACUCAUCAAUAAACACAGUUACAGG